Molecule: messenger RNA, 204 nt
Organism: Linum trigynum
Lineage: Eukaryota; Viridiplantae; Streptophyta; Magnoliopsida; Malpighiales; Linaceae
Source: the annotation of a GenBank genome assembly
AUGAGAGUGGGAAGGGGAGGAAAAAGGAUUGGUGAGACACUUGAAGAGUUGGAGCGGAAGAAGGAUUUGAGAGAGGAGCAGGGGGUAGCGAUAGUGAUUGGCGGCAGCAAGGAGUCGAGGGAAUGUCGAGUCCUUCCAACGAGGAUCCCAGAUCCUCCAUUGCAUUGGCUGGAAGAAGAGAGCGCUUCCGGAUACCCAUCGUAA